Molecule: messenger RNA, 1349 nt
Organism: Prosopis cineraria
Lineage: Eukaryota; Viridiplantae; Streptophyta; Magnoliopsida; Fabales; Fabaceae
Product: protein FLX-like 4
Exons: 4
Coding region: 222-1091 (289 amino acids)
Source: RefSeq, a predicted model, not a curated record
AUAUAAAAAUAAAUUUUAUUAUCUGGCGUAGCUAACCAUUUUUCUGCGUCGACGAAGAAGUAUUUCACACUUCGUCGAGUUCGCCGUCGGACGCUGGCGCCUUUGUCGGCCCUGCGGGGUUGUUCUCGGGCAAGUUUUGAAGAAGUGGGUAUUUUUAUUGCAGGUGUCUUUGGUGUGUAAGAUAUCAAUGUUUGCUUGACUACAAGUUCUCAUUCUGACAAAUGGCAGCCAGAGGCAAUAUUCCAGCAGCAUUUGAGAGGCGUUCUGUCCAAGCUCCUGGGAUGAUGCGGCAUGGUCCAUAUCCUGGUGUAAGCUCUUCUGCUGGCCAUCCUUCACUAGAGCCGCUGCCUCCUCAAAUGUUGGGGGAUAAAAUUGCAUCUCAGGAAGCAGAAAUAAAGCAACUUGUGGGGGACAACCGCAGGUUGGCAAGUACUCAUGUGACCUUGAGAGAGGACCUUGUUGCUGCUCAGCAGCAAGUGCAAAAACUGAAGGCACACAUUAGGAGCAUUCAAACUGAAAGUGACAUCCAGAUCAGAGUUUUACUGGAUAAGAUUGCAAAAAUGGAAAGAGACAUUAGAGCUGGUGAGAAUGUAAAGAAAGAACUCAAACUCGCCCAUCUUGAAGCACAGAGCUUGGUAGCUGCCAGACAAGAAUUGAACAGCCAAGUUGAAAGAGCUACUCAGGAGCUAAAGAAAGUCCGUGGUGAUGUCAAAAGUUUGCCAGAUCUGCAGGAUGAACUGGACGGCUUAUUGCAAGAACACCAGAGGUUACGUGCGACUUUUGAAUAUGAGAAGAGCAAAAACGUUGAGCUAGUGGAGCAAUUGAAAGCAACAGAAAAGAAUCUGAUAGUAAUGGCAAGAGAAGUUGAAUUUUUACGAGCUGAGAUUCAGAAUGUUGAAAAAAGAACACGGGCACCAAAUCUGUAUGGUGCUGCUGCCGCCGCCAUACCGAGCACCUUUGUUGAUGGCUAUGGGAGAGCACAAGCAGGAGAGACAGCGAUGGCGUAUGGGGGCGAGGGUGCCAAUGGCACCACGGCUGUGACCAGUGCUGCUUGGGCAGGACCAUAUGAUUCCUUAGUUUCUAGAAAGUGAUGUUUGUAAGGAAGAAAAGAGGAGCAAUCAGAUAUAAUUCUUGAUUCAAGCUGCUGCCAGUAUAAGCCAUGAAUUUUGAUGGUUCUAAUGUCUAUAGCAAACGCUAAUCUGAUGGCUCUAUUGUAACCCCUUUCUAUAUAAUAUCAUUGAAUUUUGUAUAGUGUUGAAUCAAAUUUGUAAUAGCCACUUGUACACAUGUGAAAGAUGUUGAACAUCUUCUAAAUAAAAGCGAAUGAGAGGAGAAAUUUUCUUUGGACA